Messenger RNA from Triticum turgidum subsp. durum (durum wheat), 1464 nucleotides. Lineage: Eukaryota; Viridiplantae; Streptophyta; Magnoliopsida; Poales; Poaceae. The record is from the annotation of a GenBank genome assembly.
AUGCCGGGGCCGGGUAGCCAGAACGGACGGGCGACGCCGCUCAAGUCCGAGAACAUCCACGGGCUCGUGCGCGCUGGCGACGUGGCGGCCGUCCAGAGGAAGCUGCAGGAGAACCCUGCCCUCCUCAACGACAAGAAUCCUGUGAUGUGCCAAACACCACUUCAUGUCGCAGCUGGAUACAAUAAUACUGAUAUAGUGAAAUUCCUUCUUGAUUGGCAAGGGCAAGGUGCAGAUAUGGUUGAGGUGGAGGCAAAGAACAUGUACGGAGAGACACCCCUGCAUAUGGCAGUAAAAAAUAGUUCUUAUGAAUCAGCAAAAUUGCUCCUUGAACAUGGUGUACAUACAGGAGCCAAAACAAAUAAUGGCAUGUCACCAUUGCAUUUAGCUGUCUGGCAUGCACUUCAAACUGGAGAUUGCAGCACCGUCAAUUUGUUGCUAAGCUAUAAUGCAGAUUGCAAUGCUAAAGAUGAUGAAGGCAAAAUCCCCUUAAAUCAUAUCCCAGGAGGAGCUGGCAAUGAGAUGCUGCUCCAGCUCCUCAUUCGCCAUAUGGAAGAACAAAGAAAACAAAAAGCCCUCAUGACAUGUCAUGAACAACGGUCAAUGGCGGAGUUUGAAGAAGCAAUAUCACAAAUCGUGGGGUUGCAAGAGCUGAAAAUGCAAUUACGUCGAUGGGCCAGGGGAAUGCUUUUUGAUGAAAAACGCCGGGCUAUGGGCUUAGGGAUUGCUACCAGAAGAGCUCCCCACAUGGCAUUUCUGGGCAAUCCAGGAACAGGUAAAACAAUGGUUGCUCGGAUUCUUGGAAAGCUCCUACAUAUGAUUGGGAUUCUCCCUACUGACAAAGUUACUGAAGUUCAGCGAACUGAUCUUGUUGGAGAAUUUGUGGGGCAUACUGGACCAAAGACGAGGCGGAAGAUAAAAGAUGCCGAGGGAGGGAUUCUGUUUGUGGAUGAAGCUUACAGGUUGAUACCAACGCAAAAAUCGGAUGAUAAGGAUUAUGGUUUGGAGGCACUGGAGGAGAUAAUGUCUGUAAUGGACAGUGGCAAAGUAGUUGUCAUAUUUGCUGGGUACUGCGAGCAAAUGAAGCGUGUCAUUGCCUCGAACGACGGUUUCUGUAGGAGGGUCACGAUGUUCUUUGAUUUUGAUGAUUUCACCACGACAGAAUUAGCGGAGAUAUUGCUUCUGAAGAUGAAUAGCCUGACUGACACAAGUUUGCUUUACGGGUUCAGGCUGCACCGGAGCUGCACCAGAGGUGCCGUUGGAGAGCUGAUUGCCAGGGAGACCACUGAGGAGUGGCUUAAACAGAUGAACGGAGGUCUGGUAGACACACUGCUUGUCAAUGCACGUGAAAACUUGGAUCUUCGUCUUGAUUUCAGUUGCAAUGACGCUGAGACCAUGAUCACAAUCACAUUGGAAGACCUGGAAGCAGGCCUAAGGCAGAUAUCAAGACAGAGACAUUUGUGGUGA